Messenger RNA from Pocillopora verrucosa, 2493 nucleotides. RefSeq names its product roundabout homolog 1. The record is from RefSeq and is a predicted model, not a curated record. Lineage: Eukaryota; Metazoa; Cnidaria; Anthozoa; Scleractinia; Pocilloporidae.
AGAAAAAUUAACAGAGGGUGUUGUUCACAAGCAGUGAGAGGCGCAGGAAGCCAGUAAAACGAGUGAAAGAACUGAAAGGCAAGUAAAAUGAAACAAGGGAGCAUAAGUCAUCUUUUGCUUAUAGGAUUUGGCUCACUGCUUGUUUCUUUAAAUCUUACACAAGCAAGCUGUGUCUCUAUGCAAAUGCAGCAUCACUAUCCUUUUUCCCCAUCACUAACGAUCGAAACCUCGCAAGCACCAGAUGAAGGGAUGUUACCGACAGGCUAUAAUCACUCAAUUAUUUGCAUCAGUAAUAUUUCCGAAAAAUUCUAUGGAAACCCAUACUAUGGUCAGCCAUAUUGGAUGCAGAUUUUCUUUAAUGAUGCCUACGUAAGAAGUUGCGGUGGUAGAAGCAGCGACAGCGAAGACUCAAAAAUAUGUACGUACCCCAUUGUGAAUUCCGUAGAGGCUGAUUCUGGAAAUUAUACCUGUGUGGCACGCAACCAGCUGUUGUGCAUUAUUGGGACAUUACCCGUCAAGUUUGAGAAGCCGACACUUCCAACCGUAACUUUAAACCCACCUCAGGAUUUCAACGUUUCCUAUGGAAGUACAGUCAACUUUACAUGUCAGGCAAGAGGAUCUCCCAAACCUAAAAUCACUUGGUAUAAGGAUGGCAGGCCCCUCUUUGGAAGGAACAUCCAGAACGUACAGGGAAUUUCACAGCUAACCUUGGAAUCCGUUACAUCAUAUGACGGGGGCGAGUACUGGUGUGAGGCAAAAAACUCAGAAGGAGGGAGAACAUCCAACAAUACGACUAUUAAGGUUCUCUCAAUGCCAGUCAUACUGGUUCACCCAAGCAACGUUUCCUUAAACCUGGAGGAAACAAAUAUAAAGGUGAUCUUCUUCUGCAAGGUCAUUGGUUUCCCUCGUCCUUCUAUAACUUGGCUAAAGAACGACUCUACCUUGACUGGUGGCAUGGUGGUUCAGAAUGGCAGCAGCUCAUUUCUUGUGCUUCAAAGUGUGACAAAAGAGGAAACCUUCGCAAGAUAUAAAUGCAUUGCCAAGAACUCUCUCGGAGAAGUGUCAUCAAAAGAGGGAGUGCUGGUAGUCCGUGAACAGAUUCAACAUUCAGGUAUUACAAAGGGACAACGCCCUUUCUAUUUCCAGCCAAGAAGCAUCAAGGCUAUCACAGGAGACCACGUGGUUUUCGUGUGUGCCGUGGAGGGUAGUCCUGUCCCACAAAUCGUGUGGUUAAAAGAUGGUUCAGCAAAUGUGGACGGUAACAUUGAUUACUACUCAGGAGAGCAAAGUGCCACUUCUGUGCUCAAGAUCUACCCCGUGAGUGAGAGCCACGUUGGUCGUUAUUCAUGCGAAGCAACAAGAUUCGCGGGAAAUGCAAUCUCACAGGAGGCAGUACUCGUCAUAACAGAUAAAGAAUCCUCUCAUUCCACAUUGUGCAUUUCCAAAGUUGUGUGGGUCCCAGUUGCUACAGGAGCUUUUGUACUACUUCUUAUUGUCAUUUCAAUAUUUUUGGUUCACGUCAGAAAUAAAAAUGCCAAAUUCAACAUCGCGAAAAAGAUGAGAGAAGAUAACCAAUUGCCACAUCUUCACACCCAAGACGAUAUGAUAAGUCAACAAAGAGGGAACAGUAAAGCCCCGCGAUAUCAGAUGACAAACUUGGCAUUUACAAAUCUGUGAAAUUUUAUCCUUUGCACUGUCACAUAGUUUGUAUCUAACAAAAGUGGAAUUGAAGUACUUCGACUCGCCUCCACGUUGCCUUCAUGUUUUUUUUUUUUUUUACUUAUUUAGCAGACAAUUGUUCAAGUAAAGGGACAAUGCCUAUAACAUGUAGAAAACUUCUAGGCAGCUCAGAAUCAUCAAAAUGGACUGUCCUUCAAAAAUUGUUUAUGGUGAAAUUUUCCCAAUUUAGGAAAUUCACGAUCACACGAGGCCGGGGAAAACAUCAUUAAGAAAACUAUUUUCUACUAAGAGUAGAUUGAUGUGUUUACCAGUUUAACGUCUCUAAAGACGCCAAACGUUCCAUUCAGCUUUAAUUGGGAUGCGGCCAAGAGUUCUUAAUGAAUAAUAGGUCAUCGGCAUCCCUUUCUUAGACUGCCCUAAAAAUAGGCGAUUUCAGGUUUUUAUUUAGCAUGGAGCUUUCAGGAAAUGUAAAGAGGUUUUAAGAACAGGAGUUGAGCUAUUGUUCUGUUCAUUAAAUCCUUUGUUUCGCCACCUGCUCCUUACAGUCUGCAUUGUGGUUUUCUACAGGCCCCUAAUUUCUCUACCUGUACAUACAUUUAUCCAUUCACGUCAUUGUAACAAACAAGUGUCUUCGCCACCUUAUUAGUUGUUCGCUGUAUGAUAUUAUACCCUUUUUUAUUACUCGAUCGUUUAGCUGUUUUUGUUUUGCCUUUAUCCAUGUUCUUUCCGCAUGUUUUGCAUGAUGCCCUAUAUUGUAUCAAUCAAUUUCCUCAUCUGUAAGCAAAUGGUAAAUAAAAUCGGUUAUGGAAGAGA